Molecule: messenger RNA, 2976 nt
Organism: Oncorhynchus kisutch (coho salmon)
Lineage: Eukaryota; Metazoa; Chordata; Actinopteri; Salmoniformes; Salmonidae
Product: la-related protein 4B
Exons: 16
Coding region: 734-2275 (513 amino acids)
Biological process (GO): positive regulation of translation
Cellular component (GO): cytosol; cytoplasmic stress granule
Molecular function (GO): mRNA 3'-UTR binding
Source: RefSeq, a predicted model, not a curated record
UUGACAGUAGUAUAGGGACACACAUUGACAGUAGUGAGGAUCCCCUGACCUUCGGUUACCACGGCAAUAACUGUUCUGCUGUGAACUACCCUGGAGACGAUGCAACAACUGCAGAUUCCUAUUUUCUGUCAGGUGUGCUGGGGGUGGAGCAUAAUCAGAUUGAUGUUUACACCUCCACCCCGUCUUACCAGAUACAGUUUCUGGGUCAGAGGUCAUUGACUGUUACCACAGAGACAGGCACUGUGGGGCUUAGAGGUCAGACUGAAGAGCGUGGCAUGAUGGACAUGGUGUCAGAGCUGCAUCGGGCCUCUACCCCUCUCCCUGGAUGCAUUUAGGGCCAGGGCUGCAAGAGGGCUGUGUAGGAUGGGCCUAGGGUAUGGUGCCCAGCCAGGGUGAAGGCGAGGAGGGCUAUAAGGAGGAGCAGCCCCAUAGAUCCAUGGCCUACAUCACCUGCAGCACUCUGCUGCCCCAGGACUCUUGUCUCUGAGAAUACUACCCUCACCACCAGCCUGAAUCCACCCCGGUCUCUGAGCUGAACCCAAACGCUCAAGUAUGGGCCAAUCACACACUUAGCCUGGACCCCUCAGGCCUUGUCUACACUGACGCCCUCCAAUCAUGGCUGGCGGUGACCAGUCACCUUGACAACCAGGAAGGGUAUGAGCAGGGAUAUGACCUGGAGGAGGUGGGCGAGGCUCAGCUGGAACCGGGCGGUGUAGAAUUUCCGGUGGUCACCAUGGGAAACCCGUCAGCCAAUGGCCUGGUCCAGGAUAGCUGUGUGUCAGAGGAGCUCAUGGCGCAGCUGAAGACCUCACUGGAGUCCUGUCUGUCACGGGAGAACCUGGCCAAUGACCUCUACCUCGUCUCCCAGAUGGACUGUGACCAGUACGUUCCCAUAGCAACGCUUGCCAACCUCGACCACAUCAAGAAGCUCAGCACGGACUUGGAGCUCAUCUCUGACGUCCUCAAGUCAUUGCCACUGGUGGAGGUGGCAGAAUGUGGGCAGAAGGUACGGCCAAAUCGGGGUCGCUGUAUCGUCAUCCUCCGAGAGGUCCCAGAGACCACACCCCCAGAGGAGGUGAAGGCUCUGUUUGCAUGUGAGAGCCUCCCCAGGAUCCAGAGCUGUGAGUUUGCCCAGAACGACAACUGGUUCAUCACCUUCCACAGUGAGGCUGAUGCUCAACAGGCGUUCCAAUACCUAAGAGAGGAGGUAAGGACGUUCCAGGGGAGACCCAUCAAGGCACGAAUCAAGGCCAAAGUGAUGGCAGUCACAUCUUACGCUCCAAAGAAUGGCUACAGGCCCUGCCCAAUGGACCCCUGCACCAAUCAGCAGCCUUACAGCCCAUACUAUGCCCAGCCCACUUUCCAGCAGCCCCUCCCACAGCUCUACACAAUGACUAAUCAGAGCUUGGCUGCCAUGGCCGGAUACACAGACCCUGUCAUGAUGGCGUCAUUCUCUGGCUUCAUGGAUGGCUUCCCAGGAUGCCCCAGCUUCAAGCUAUCCCCCUCACACAGACUCAGGGGACAGCGAGACCAGAGGCGGUUGUCUGGCGACAGGGGGCCGGGCCUUCUGGAUGAUCCCCCCUUCUUCCUGGAGGGUGGACCAAUAGGAUGCGUCCCUGGCCCCCCCAGGCAGGGUCGGCCACGGUUACCAGGCAACAGGCGUAGGGACGGAGAGGGGGGUCGACGUGGAGGGAGAGGGGGGUCGGGGUCCUCCCCCAGCACUGACAGAGGAAGGAGAGGUCCCAUUGGUCAGAGGAGGAGAAGAGAUGACAAGUACUCUAGAGGGCCCCCCCAGUCGCCCCCCCGCUCCUUGUCUCCCAGUCUGGAACUCGGCCCCAAUAGCUUCCCCCCACUUCCCCUUGCUACAGCUUCUACAGCAACAGUUACCACAGCAACCAACAUCCAUAAGGCAACCAGCAACCACAAGAGUCCAGUUAGAGGCAGCAGUACCAGUGAACCAACCACUGUGACAUCACAAGACCUCCAGCCUAUCACAGCAUUGCCUCAGAAAACCCUCCCCCUAGCGAAGAUAAAGGAAACUGUAGUGUCUCCCAAGAGAACCACAGCAGCUCGUCCGACCGCGAAAGAACCUCAGACCACGAAGGGGAACAGACCAGCAGCGGAGUCCAAGAAGCCAAGCUACGCUGAGAUCUGCCAGCGCAUACGAGCUAAUCAGAUGCUCACCGCAAAGGCUACUGACCUCACCCCCUUGGGGACGGAGCUUGUCCCAGCCUAUCCUGCGCAGGCGCCUGACCCGGCACAGUUAUCACGGUGACCAGAGUGAGAUAGUUACUUUGGGUUGGGGAGGGAAGAAGAGAAGGGGAAGAAGUUCUUCAAGCCAAAGAAAAAAAUUGUUGUAGCACUGUUGUUUCUCUCUGUUGUCUGUCCGUCAGAUGGACCUUUCUGACUUUCUGAAAUCUUUAUGUUUUGAUAUUGAUUGAUUUGUUUUGAUUAAUAUUGAUCAGGAUUUAGAGGAUUGGACAUCAGAUUUCUGUAUUCCUUUUGGUCUAAAUAACUUAAUCAGAACAUUUACAGUAACAACGAACAGCCAGACACUGAGUGACAACUGGCUAAAGUACUGAUAUCAUAUAACAUUUUGUUUCUGCAUGAGUUUUAGAUGUAAUUUAUUUUAUGUUAGAUGGAAUUCCUUUUGUGUUGACUGGGGGAGGGGGGAGGGGGGGGGGAGUCUCUUACAGACAGACGAGGAAGAGGAACAACUCUGGUUGAUAUUGAUAAGUUUGCAUACAUUGUUAGAGUUACUUGAGUUAACAACUUGAUAUGGAAUCAGGGGUGGUGGGAGGUAAAUUGUUUUCAGUUCAGAUGUCUUGUGUUUGAGAUAGAUUAAGUUUGUAAAUGUGGGUAUUUAGAUACAGAAUUGAGGCAUGAUUUAAAAAGGUGAAUGUUUUUUUUCUGUACAGAUGUAAAUAAUUGGACUGUUAUUAAACAAUUGCCUUAAUAAUAAACAGUAAACAAUCA